This is a messenger RNA of Tinamus guttatus (white-throated tinamou), 1166 nucleotides long. Lineage: Eukaryota; Metazoa; Chordata; Aves; Tinamiformes; Tinamidae. The record is from RefSeq and is a predicted model, not a curated record.
AUGGCCGGGCCGUGGCGAGAGCCCUGUGGUGCCUGGAGGGUAAAAGGCCGUGGAGACUAUGAUUCUGAUUUUAGUGAUGAGGAAAGUGGAGAAAAAUCUGUGCAGAAGACUAGAAGUGUAAAAGAUGACCUUCUGAUAAAGCCAUUCCAAAAACCAAGACAAAGCCAUGUUGCUCACAGUCAAGUCGCAGCUCAAGAAUGGGAUAGGGAAGAAGCAAGAAAAAGAAGAUUUCACUUGAUAUCUAUGGAUGCUUAUGAAAGACAUAAAAAGUUUGUGAGUGACUACAUUUUGUACUACGGUGGCAAAAUGGAAGAUUUCCGGCGUUCCACUGCAAAUGACAAGACGGAUCUUGAUGUUAUAAGAGAAAACCAUAGAUUCCUGUGGAGAGAAGAUGAUGAAGUAGACAUGAACUGGGAGAAGAGGCUUGCGAAGAAGUAUUAUGAUAAAUUAUUCAAAGAAUACUGUAUAGCAGAUCUUAGGAGAUACAAAGAGAAUAAGUUUGGAUUUAGAUGGCGACAUGAGGAAGAAGUAGUUUCAGGAAAAGGUCAGUUUUCCUGUGGAAGUAAGCACUGUGAUGAGAAAGAAGGCCUGAAGAGCUGGGAGGUGAAUUUUGGUUACGUCGAGCAUGGUGAAAAGAGGAAUGCCCUUGUGAAAUUGAGACUGUGUCCAGAAUGUUCAAAAAAACUUAACUUCCAUCACCGGAGGAAAGAAAUCAAAUCAAAGAAGAAAAGAGACACAGCUCUAUUAAACUCUGAUGAACCAAAAUUUAAGAAGAGAAAGUUAUCUUCUUCAAAAAAAUCCAAGUCGAAGAAAAAGACCCAUAAAGAUGAGGUUUCUUCAGAGGAUUCAGAUAAUUCUGAUAAAGAUUCAGAUAACAGUGAUGUGCAAGAUGGCCCUUCAGAUGCAGACUUUUGGAAAGGUCCCCUACAAGAGCCAGAUGAAAAAUCACGGGAGGAGGAAUUUGAUGAAUAUUUUCAAGACUUGUUUCUCUGAAACUUGAAGUGGACAUAGACUGAUUUUCUUUUUAGAGCAUCAAGAUGAGUGCCUGGAAAUCCAAUCAUAUUUAGGGACCACAGCCUUUUUUUUUUUUCCUGCCAGUCUACCGUUUCUAAAGUCACGCCAUUGGACCAUCUGCGUGAAGUAUCUUUGUAGAAGGAUUCAGACCU